This is a messenger RNA of Galendromus occidentalis (western predatory mite), 1077 nucleotides long. RefSeq names its product tRNA 2'-phosphotransferase (gene Tpt). The coding region runs from base 1 to 1077 and encodes 358 amino acids. Gene Ontology annotation, biological process: tRNA splicing, via endonucleolytic cleavage and ligation. Gene Ontology annotation, molecular function: tRNA 2'-phosphotransferase activity. The transcript has 2 exons. NCBI's taxonomy places the organism in Eukaryota, Metazoa, Arthropoda, Arachnida, Mesostigmata, Phytoseiidae. The record is from RefSeq and is a predicted model, not a curated record.
AUGUGCGCCUCCUUCGUGAACAAUUACAGCUCUGAUUUCAACGGUCACAAAAUCGCUCAGCAUCAGCUCGCGGCGAAUACCUCGAAACCCCGAGGGUUCUCGAACGACGAAAGGUUCUCUAAAGCACUGAGUUAUCUUUUGCGGCACGGAGCUCCCAGAGCGAGAAUCGAGGUAGAGCCCGGCGGAUUCGUAGACGCCUCUGAAGUUUUGCGAUACUUCAAUCAUCAAUGCACCGAGGAGGAUAUAGAGAGAGUUGUCUUCCAAGACAAGAAACAACGUUACGCUAUUCGCAAAGAUCCAGCGACCGGUCGCAUGAAAAUCCGAGCAAAUCAAGGUCACACGUUUCCAGUUGUCGAGGACGGGACCUUGCUCGAGAUUGUCGUUCCGGAGGCCGGCCUCUCCGAAGUCACGCAUGGUACAACUGCGAGCGCGUGGUUGACUAUCCGGGAAGAGGGACUCAGUCGAAUGAAGCGGAAUCACAUCCAUUUUAUACAAGGCAGGGCGACCGCUUCCGAUUGCACGGUGCCUGGAUUCAGAAAGGCAGCAAGCGUUCUGAUCGUCGUGAAUCUUCGCAGAGCGAUACUAGACGGAAUACGCUUCUACCGGUCGCAGAACAAUGUCAUACUUUCGCCUGGCAACGAAAAAGGUCUGAUCCCUCCGGAGUAUUUCCAACAUGUAGUUAAUAUCAGAACAAACGAGACACUCUGGCCGCUCGGAGGGGACACUAGUGCACUCCGCUUGGUUUCUCCCGAGUCUCCGAAUAGGAUACUCCUAACCGGCGUGACAAUGACUGAAUGGAAGCGUGUCAAGAAGGCAGGUCUCGUUCGGAAAAAAGGAGACUUCAUACGUUUCAAGGCAGCGGGGCUUAGCGGUGAUCAUGGAUUCACCGGAUUCGCUGUAGGGAUCUCUAUAGAUGUGCGGGAAGCAAUGGCAAAGGGUAUCGAAUUUUUUUAUCUAAACGCAACGAAUGAUGUGAUCGUGUCUAAAGGAGAUGAGAGGGGAAUCAUACCCUCGAAGUUUUUCGCGCGGGCGGUCGACUUGAGAACGGGCGCAUUACUGUGGCCUGCUCCAAGAUGA